Molecule: messenger RNA, 931 nt
Organism: Coregonus clupeaformis (lake whitefish)
Lineage: Eukaryota; Metazoa; Chordata; Actinopteri; Salmoniformes; Salmonidae
Product: histone H4
Exons: 1
Coding region: 558-869 (103 amino acids)
Biological process (GO): nucleosome assembly
Cellular component (GO): nucleosome
Molecular function (GO): protein heterodimerization activity; DNA binding; structural constituent of chromatin
Source: RefSeq, a predicted model, not a curated record
GACUCCUUAUAGCUCUUAAUGAUCUCAAGUGUCUGUGUUUUUAUGUGGUUAGGAGUUUUGCUCACUGCGUGUCCCCCUUCCAUUUCAGUGUUUCCCAACUCCAGCGGUAGAGUAGGCUACCCCCAACAGGACCCAUUUUUCUUGUAGGCCUGGACAGCCACAGCUGAUUGAACAACCUGUCACCUAAAUUACCAAGUCCUCAAUGAGUAGAAUCAGGUGCAACAACAACAACAACAACAACAACAAUAUGAGGAGAGGGACACAGUGUACUAGCUGAUCUCCCAGUUGUCACAGUUUGGCCUUGUGUUCCACAUAGCCUAUAUCAGUAUUUGAGUAUGUUUCCCGCGUACGUUAGUUGCUUUCACGUCAUCUUUGAAAUCGCUCCUCCCUAGUCCCCUAGAACGAGCGCCCUCCCCUUUGCAACGCCUCCGAACAUAUAACAGAGGCGCGCUUUCUGUGCCGCCGGCCUCAAUCAGGUCGACCAAACGCAGAUAAUAGCGCACCGCGCACCGGCGCUGAAGUCAUUCAUUCACUUGAACUCAACUAGCGAACACACCAUGUCCGGAAGAGGCAAAGGCGGCAAGGGACUCGGAAAAGGAGGCGCCAAGCGUCACCGCAAAGUUCUCCGCGAUAACAUCCAGGGAAUCACCAAACCCGCUAUCCGCCGUCUGGCUCGCCGCGGCGGCGUGAAGCGUAUUUCCGGUCUGAUCUACGAGGAGACCCGCGGUGUCCUGAAGGUGUUCCUGGAGAACGUGAUCCGUGACGCAGUCACCUACACCGAGCACGCCAAGAGGAAGACCGUUACCGCCAUGGACGUGGUCUACGCUCUGAAACGUCAGGGACGCACCCUGUACGGUUUCGGCGGUUAAACCCACUCUCUUCGGAACCUCAACACCCCGACUCGAACCCAAAGGCUCUUUUAAGAGCCACC